Mustela lutreola (European mink) is the source of this 1888-nucleotide messenger RNA. It is a transcript of the gene NPFFR1, whose product is annotated as neuropeptide FF receptor 1. The record is from RefSeq and is a predicted model, not a curated record. The transcript is spliced from 4 exons. Gene Ontology annotation, cellular component: membrane. The coding region runs from base 288 to 1589 and encodes 433 amino acids. NCBI's taxonomy places the organism in Eukaryota, Metazoa, Chordata, Mammalia, Carnivora, Mustelidae. Gene Ontology annotation, biological process: G protein-coupled receptor signaling pathway. Gene Ontology annotation, molecular function: neuropeptide receptor activity; peptide binding.
CAGCCGGCCGCAGAGUGGGGCAGGCGGCUGCGCUGCGCGGGAGCCGGGCCACCGCGGGGCUAACUCUGGGCCCCAAGGAGGAGUGAGACCCCGCGAAGGGCUUCUUCCUGAGGGCGCACGCACCAACCCCCACCCCGUCUCCGCCCGUUUCUGCCGGGUUCCAGACUCGAUCCUUGGAGCGCAGAGGUAGAGGCGCGGGCAGGCCAGCCAGGGCCUGGAGACUCCCUCGCCCUGCCAGGGCGGAGUGGCCCGCUGUGCCCUCUCCAGAGCCGGUGGGAGUGGGCAGCAUGGAGGGGGAGCCCUCCCAGCCUCCUAACAGCAGCUGGCCCCCAAGCCAGAACACGAGUCAAGCCAAGGCCACCCCAGCUGCAAAUCUCACCUUCUCCUCCUACUACCAGCACUCCUCCCCAGUGGCAGCCAUGUUCAUUGUGGCCUACGUGCUCAUCUUCCUCCUCUGCAUCGUGGGCAACGCCCUGGUCUGCUUCAUCGUGCUCAAGAACAGGCACAUGCGCACCGUCACCAACAUGUUCAUCCUCAACCUGGCCGUCAGUGACUUGCUGGUGGGCAUCUUCUGCAUGCCCACUACCCUUGUGGACAACCUCAUCACUGGGUGGCCCUUUGACAACGCCACGUGCAAGAUGAGCGGCUUGGUGCAGGGCAUGUCCGUGUCGGCGUCUGUGUUCACACUGGUGGCCAUUGCUGUGGAAAGGUUCCGCUGCAUCGUGCACCCUUUCCGCGAGAAGCUGACCGUGCGCAAGGCGCUGGUCGCCAUCGCAGUCAUCUGGGCCCUGGCCCUGCUCAUCAUGUGUCCCUCGGCCGUCACGCUGACCGUCACGCGCGAGGAGCACCACUUCAUGGUGGACGCCCGCAACCGCUCCUACCCGCUCUACUCGUGCUGGGAGGCCUGGCCCGAGAAGGGCAUGCGCCGGGUCUACACCACCGUGCUCUUCUCGCACAUCUACCUAGCGCCGCUGGCACUCAUCGUGCUCAUGUACGCGCGCAUCGCCCGCAAGCUCUGCAAGGCCUCGGGGCCUGCGCGGGCUGGCGGGGAAACGGCGCCCCAAGGCCGCCCUGGGGCCCGGCGCAGGGCCAGGGUGGUGCACAUGCUGGUCAUGGUGGCGCUGGUCUUCACGCUGUCCUGGCUGCCACUCUGGGCGCUGCUGCUGCUCAUCGACUACGGCCAGCUCAGCGAGCCGCAGCUGCACCUGGUCACGGUCUACGCCUUCCCCUUCGCACACUGGUUGGCCUUCUUCAAUAGCAGCGCCAACCCCAUCAUCUACGGCUACUUCAACGAGAACUUCCGCCGCGGCUUCCAGGCCGCCUUCCGCGCGCAGUUCUGCCUGCCACAGUGGGCCGGCCCCAAGGAGGCCUACUCCGAGCCCCUGCCCGGGGAGCUCUUGCGCGCCCGGCUCUCUGCGGAGGGGCAGCCCGGCGACUCCGGCCUGCCCUCGGAGUCCGGCCAGAGCAGCCGGGCAGCCCGCUCUGGCCGCCUCCCCCUGCGCGGGGGCCGGGUGGCCCAUCAUGGCUUGGCAGGGGAGGGUCCUGGCUGCGGCCACCUGCCCCUCACCAUACCAGCUUGGGAUAUUUGAGUGGUACUGGGAGGGCUGGCCCUUGAUCCCCGGAGCAGGGGUCCCCCAAGGGGAGGGGGUGGGGUGCCUGGACAGGAUAGCAACGGGGGUAGUGGAGGGAGGCAGUGCCGCAUGCCUCCUUCUCCCCUGCAGGACGGUGGCAGAGGCUAGAGCUAUCUGGUCUACUGCUUUCCACCUCAGAGAGAGGGAAGGAGCCGACUUCCCAGCAAACCCUUCCUCCCAUGUCGGACUCCACACACACCCUCUCGCUGAAUCCUUACAAUGCUUUGGAAGUAGGUCUUCUUUCCCCUUCUACGGAU